AUGACCGUCCGCCAUGAUGAUUAUAGCCACGCUAUUGAUAAAAAUGAAGGACUAGCUGAGAUCGAUAAAUUUCAUUAUUUACAUUCCCUUUUGGAAGGCUCAGCAGCUAUGUCGAUUCAAGGACUUGCCUUGACUUCUGCAAAUUAUAAAAAGUCAAUCGAAGUUUUGAAACAAAUAUUUGGCAGGCCGCAACAAAUAAUAGCGUCUCAUAAGGAUGAGCUUUUAAAGGUUCCUGUUUGUUCUGAUGACAAGUCUACAUCUAUGCGCCUGGUCUACGAUCGAAUCAACACUAACAUUAGAGGGUUAGAAUCGCUUGGGAUAAACUCUGAACAAUAUGGGAGUCUUUUGAUCCCAGUAAUUAUGUCAAAAUUACCAAGCGAAACACGUUUACAUAUUGCCAGAAACGCCCUGGACGAUGUAUGGAAAAUCGACGACUUAAUGAAGACCAUAAGUAGUGAAGUGGAAGCACGGGAAGUGAGUGAACAUGUCAUGAUCAAAACAAACAACGACAGAAAACCAAUCCUCCUAAAUCGAGAACAACAGCAUCAUUGUAUAGUGGAAACAGCGAGGAUACAAAUCGUCGAAUUCAAAUCCGUUGCAUUUUCUGUCACGAAACCCAUUAUACCGCUUCUUGUGAGAAGAAAGUGCAAUGGGAAACACCAUCAGUCGAUAUGUUUCAGACUAACAGAUGGGAAAGGUGAUAAAUCGAAAAAUAGAGAAUCAAAGGAGGGUUCCAAGAAAAAUGAUGAAGAGAAGAGGAAGGAACAACUAAAAAAUGAACAGAAUAAUCAUGAUAAUGAACCAUCAAGUUCUUCAGAAAAAAGGGAAACCUUACAUCUGAACACCUUUGAAAAUGAUGGAUUUAAAAAGCAAAAUUGUGAGAUGUUCUCUUUCAAUCUGCAAGGAAAAAACAGCGAGAUCGAUAUCGAGAUAUCAGCAUUGGCAUUCCCAGUCAUUUGUUCACCUGUGACAACCACAAUUGAUGUUCAAGCAUAUCCCCAUUUGGACGGUUUACAAUUAGCAGACAACUCAGACAUUGAAAAUCAAUCAAUUGACAUGCUUUUGAGGGCUGAUUAUUAUUACAAGAUCAUCACAGGUGAAAUUGUCAAUGGUGAUAAUGGUCCAAUUGCAGUGGCAAGUAAGCUAGGAUGGUUGCUUCUUGGCCCUACCUUAGAUACGUCUUCUUCAUACGCUUUGUCAAAUCUUGUUAUUGAUGGACGGAAAGAAACGUUGUUGGAAGAGAAUGAAAAAGACGAAUUAGUGAAAAGUUUAAAGAGAUUCUGGGAUCUGGAGUCUUUAGGAAUAGUUGAAAGUGAAAAGGUUCCAGAAUCAGAUAUCGUACAAGAUAUAACAUUCAAUGGUAAACGAUAUGAAGUGGGCCUUCCCUGGAACAACGACGAGACAGCCCCGCUUUCUAAUGAUUACGAGUUAUCUCUUAAUCGUCUCUUGAUUAAUCGUCUCAAGAAAGAUCCAAACCCGUUUAGAGAAUACAAUGCUAUCAUCGAAAAACAAAUCAAAGAAGGCAUCGUGGAACAUGCUCCUGAAAACGAAAAAGAAAUAGACAACGCUCACUUCAUACCUCACCAUGGUGUUAUCCGUAAUGACCGAGACACGACGAAGCUUCGUAAAGUAUUCGAUGGCAGUGCUAAGCAAGAGAAAGAUGGAAGUUCCUUGAAUGAUCACUUGUUGAAUGGACCGAAUUUCAUACCACCAAUAUUUGAUGUUCUUGUAAAGUUCCGGUCAUACGCUGUUGGACUGACUGCCGAUAUUGAAAAGGCGUUUCUUCAGAUCGAGGUUAGGAAAGCCGAUCGAGACAAGCUACGAUUUUUAUGGAUUUAG
Messenger RNA from Dendronephthya gigantea, 1839 nucleotides. RefSeq lists its product as uncharacterized. Lineage: Eukaryota; Metazoa; Cnidaria; Anthozoa; Malacalcyonacea; Nephtheidae. The record is from RefSeq and is a predicted model, not a curated record. The transcript has 3 exons. Bases 1 to 1839 code for a protein of 612 amino acids.